AAAAAAAAAAACCAGCAGUUAUCCACUGUAGCAUAUCAUUCGUAAUUUCAGUUGAACUCUAGCUAUGGACCCCACAAUAUCUGUUUCCAAGGGCUGUUUUGUCUACAAAAAUGGAGCUACGCGUGCCGGCAAGAAGGCUUCCAGCAAGCGAAAGAGGGCCACUGGAGCCACGAGCAGCCUGCUCGGAAAGGAGGUAAUCGGGCAGCCCUUCUACGAUGCCUACGUCCAGACUUGGAGUCAAAUGAAUGAGCACAUUAAUCGCUUACAGCAGCAGAGCUAUGCCCGCACACUCGGGCAAUUGGUGGAGUUCGUGGUAGGCCAGGGGCAGAUCCAGGAUGAAAUUCUGCCCACAGCAGCCCUCCUCACAGGCAUCAAUCAGCCGGAUCAUCUCAGUCAGUUUGACACUUUUACCCAGCGCCUGCAUGCCCAGAAGGCUGCGCGUGUCUGUGUGCUGCAGUCCCGGGAUUGCCCCACUCUAAAGGCAGCCAUCGAGGCCAUGGUCUUCAGCCUGAUCGAAGGCGAACAGGACCCAGAAGACGAGGAGGAGGAUGUAACCGAUCGGGAUCGAAAGCGACUGCGACGCUCUCACUGCACGAUAAAGCAGCUUAACUCCUGGUACACCAAUAACUUCCAAGCGGAGGAGGAGAGGAAACGCCAACUGGUUGUCAUACUACCCGACUUUGAGUGCUUCAGUGGCAACGUCCUGCAGGACUUCAUACUCAUACUCAGCGCCCACUGCGGCACACUUCCGUUUGUUCUUGUCCUUGGCGUGGCCACAGCGAUGUCGGCGGUGCACAGCACCCUACCCUACCACGUCAGCAGCAAGAUCAGGCUGCGCGUCUUCCAAACACAGCCAGCACCCACCGGCCUGAACGAGUUGCUGGACAAGGUCUUGCUCUCGCCUAUGUACUCGUUUCACCUGUCCGGCAAGGCCUUCAAGUUCCUCACGCACAUCUUUCUUUACUACGACUUCUCCAUUCAUGGGUUCAUUCAGGGCUUCAAGUACUGCCUGAUGGAGCACUACUUUGCUGGUAAUGCCUAUGCCCUCUGCACGGACUACAGCAAGGCACUAAAUCGCAUUAAGCUGUUGACGCACGACGAUAUGGAGACCAUACGACGUCUGCCCUCGUUCCGGCCAUACGUGGAGCAGAUCAACGACUGCAAGCGAAUCAUCGCCGUCCUCACCGACGAUGACUACCUAAAGAAGAAGCUGCCGCAGCUGCUGCGUGACUGUCUGCUCCACUUUCUGCUGUUUCGAGGCACGUUGGAGUUCUUCACAGAGCUGGUGGGAGAUCUGCCGCGCUGUCCUCUGGGCAAGCUGCUGCGCGAGCUCUACGUCAACUGUCUAAACAGACCGAUCACCGCGUCCCCGGAGUACAAGGAAUGCUGGCAAAUGCUGAGCUUUCUGUCCAAGGAGGAGUUUGUGGCCAAGGUCAACAAAAGUCUAGCCCGAACGGAGCACUUUUUGGUGGAGGAAAUCGCUCCCCUCGAGCUGGGAGAGGGAUGUAUAUCCGUUCUGCGGCCCCAGCUUCAAAGUGUCCGACAGCUGCUCGACGACGUGGUCAUGGGCACCCUCGAGAUGAUGCCAGCCAUGUCCACCGAUGAGAGCAGGCCUGCACCUAGUUUAACGCAAGUCGCAUCGCGGCAAGAGCUCAAGGCACAGCUCCUGCAGCGCAGUCAGGAAGAGAGACACCAACAGGUUCCCACCACGGAGUUUGCCCGAUCCGUGCAGAAGGUGCUCGAGCACAUAGAAACGCAUCUGGUGCGCGGACAUUUGCGGGCGCUCUCAGAGGCUCCACCGCUCCACGAGCUGUUCGUGUUCAGCGACAUCUCCACGGUGCGCCGUAACAUAAUUGGUGCCCCACGGGCGGCCCUGCACACGGCCCUCAACAAUCCACACUUCUACAUGCAGUGCAAGUGCUGCGAGCUACGCGAGCAAACGCAGCUCAUGGGCACCCUGCCCGAUCUCUCGGUGGUGUACAAACUGCACCUGGAGUGCGGCCGCAUGAUCAACCUGUUCGACUGGCUGCAGGCCUUCCGCUCGGUGCUGCAUGCCAGCGAGGAUCCGGACGGAGAGGUGGCCCAAGAGCAGAUCGAUCCGCAGAUACAGGCACGCUUCACGCGCGCUGUGGCCGAGCUUCAGUUUUUGGGUUACAUUAAAAUGUCCAAGCGCAAGACGGAUCAUGCCACUCGCCUCACCUGGUAGAUGCAACAGCAUUGUGGGUUUUCUAUCUCUUUUAUUUAUAAAUUGCUCGCGUGUUACGGAAUAAAUACAUAUUUUUCUAUGGGCAUGCAAGAAAUGUCUUUGAGAAGCAAGCGA
Molecule: messenger RNA, 2320 nt
Organism: Drosophila persimilis
Lineage: Eukaryota; Metazoa; Arthropoda; Insecta; Diptera; Drosophilidae
Gene: Orc3
Product: origin recognition complex subunit 3
Exons: 4
Coding region: 65-2206 (713 amino acids)
Biological process (GO): DNA replication; DNA replication initiation
Cellular component (GO): nuclear origin of replication recognition complex; DNA replication preinitiation complex; nuclear pre-replicative complex
Molecular function (GO): DNA replication origin binding
Source: RefSeq, a predicted model, not a curated record